AAAAGAUAAAGGGUACUAAAGUAAAAUUAAAGACACGUCUUGAAAGCUUACAAACCCCCACUCUAAACAAAGGCGAAGAAUACGCAGAAUCCAUCCAAUUUAGAGAGUGUUAGGUCUUCCCCUAAUCUGUUAACCUUUGAUCCGUUUUCCCGAUCCGACUAGAGGCCAAAACGACGACGAAGAAGAAAGACGCAGCACCAUAAAGAAAGAUGGGCGCGAAUUCGAUUCCGACGGACGCAACGCUCGAUCUAGAUGAGCAGAUCUCCCAGCUCAUGCAGUGCAAGCCUCUCUCCGAGCAACAGGUCAGAGCAUUAUGCGAGAAAGCUAAGGAGAUUUUGAUGGAUGAAAGCAACGUUCAGCCUGUCAAAAGUCCAGUAACAAUCUGUGGUGAUAUUCACGGACAAUUCCAUGAUCUUGCAGAGCUUUUCCGUAUUGGAGGAAUGUGCCCGGAUACCAACUAUCUAUUUAUGGGAGACUAUGUCGACCGUGGAUAUUAUUCUGUCGAAACUGUUACGCUGCUAGUUGGCUUGAAAGUACGGUAUCCUCAGCGCAUCACUAUUCUUAGAGGGAACCAUGAAAGUCGUCAGAUUACUCAAGUUUAUGGAUUUUAUGAUGAAUGCCUGCGAAAGUAUGGAAAUGCAAAUGUUUGGAAGAUAUUUACGGACCUCUUUGACUAUUUCCCCCUAACAGCCUUGGUGGAGUCGGAAAUAUUCUGCCUUCACGGUGGAUUGUCACCGUCUAUCGAGACCCUUGACAACAUUAGGAACUUUGAUCGGGUUCAAGAAGUUCCACAUGAAGGGCCGAUGUGUGACUUAUUAUGGUCUGAUCCUGAUGACAGAUGUGGCUGGGGAAUCUCUCCUCGUGGUGCGGGAUAUACAUUUGGUCAGGACAUUUCCGAACAAUUCAACCACUCUAAUAGCUUAAAACUGAUCGCUCGAGCGCAUCAACUGGUGAUGGAUGGAUUCAACUGGGCACACGAGCAAAAGGUGGUUACAAUCUUCAGUGCACCAAACUAUUGCUAUCGCUGUGGAAACAUGGCCUCCAUUCUCGAGGUCGAUGACUGCAGGAACCACACCUUCAUUCAGUUUGAACCAGCCCCAAGGAGAGGAGAACCAGAUGUGACCCGAAGGACUCCCGACUACUUCCUAUAA
Eruca vesicaria subsp. sativa (arugula) is the source of this 1151-nucleotide messenger RNA. The record is from the annotation of a GenBank genome assembly. NCBI's taxonomy places the organism in Eukaryota, Viridiplantae, Streptophyta, Magnoliopsida, Brassicales, Brassicaceae.